CGGGGCUUGACGAGAGGCCAGCUUUCCACUGUUGCCAGGAGAGACAGCCGCAGGGAGGCGGAAAUUGCCGAGGCGGGCGGCGAGUGCCGAGGCGGCGCGCGGGACGGUCUGGCGGCCAUGGCGGCCCCGGGACCCGCGAGUCGCUUCUGGUGCUCGUGUCCCGAGGUGCCCUCCGCCACAUUCUUCACCGCCCUGCUCUCGCUGCUGGUGUCGGGGCCCCGCUUGUUCCUGCUGCAGCCACCUCUGGCACCGUCGGGGCUAUCGCUGCGCUCCGAGGCCCUGCGCAACUGGCAAGUUUACAGGCUGGUGACUUACAUCUUCGUCUACGAGAACCCAGUCUCCCUGCUCUGUGGUGCCAUCAUCAUCUGGCGCUUUGCUGGCAACUUCGAGAGGACCGUGGGCACCGUCCGCCAUUGCUUCUUCACCUUCAUCUUUACCGUCUUCUCCGCCAUCAUCUACCUGUCAUUCGAGUCGGUGUCAUCGCUGUCCAAGCUGGGUGAGGUGGAGGAUGCCAGAGGGUUCACCCCCGUGGCUUUUGCCAUGCUGGGAGUCACCUCAGUCCGCUCUCGGAUGAGGCGGGCCCUCGUGUUUGGCGUGGUGGUGCCUUCCGUCCUGGUGCCGUGGCUGCUGCUGUGUGCCUCCUGGCUCAUUCCUCAGACCUCCUUCCUCAGCAAUGUCUCUGGCCUUUUGAUCGGCCUAUCAUACGGCCUCACCUACUGCUACUCCCUUGACCUCUCGGAGCGAGUAGCCCUGAAGCUUGAUCAGAAGUUCCCCUUCAGUGUCAUGAGGAGGAUCCCCCUGUUCAAGUACGUCUCAGGUUCUUCUGCUGAAAGAAGAGCCGCCCAGAGCCGGAAGCUGAACCCUGCACCUGGCUCCUACCCCACACAGAGUUGCCACCCUCAUCUAACUCCAAGUCACCCUGUCACCCAGAUGCAGCAUGCGAGUGGCCAGAAACUGGCCUCCUGGCCUCCCGGACACAUGCCCAGCCUCCCUCCAUACCAGCCUGCUUCUGGCCUGUGUUAUGUGCAGAACCACUUUGGUCCUAACUCCAGUGCCUCCAGUGUGUACCCAGCUUCUGCAGGGACCUCCCAGGGUGUACAGCCUCCCUCCCCUAUCAGCUGUCCUGGCACUGUGUAUUCUGGGGCUCUGGGCACCCCAGGGGCUACAGGCUCCAAGGAGUCUUCCAAGGUUGCCAUGCCCUAGCCAGUCUGCAGAGAAGGCUCCUACACGUUGGGCAGAGAAAGGUCCUAUCUGAGUGAGGAAUUGCUUAAGGAUUAUCUGUUGAAGGGCAUGCUGGUCUGUCAUCCCAGCUGCUUGGGAGGUUGAAGUCAGUAGAUCCAAAGAUCAAGGUCUGUCUGGGCUCCAGAACAAGUUCAAGGCCAGCCUAGGCUAUGUAUAACAAAACUGUCUCAAAAUUAAUAAAAAUGGCUGGAACUGGGGCACUUUGGUAGAAUGCUUACCUAGCAUAGUCCUCAGCUCCACCCCUCCCCACAAAAAAGAUUAUUUAUGAAAUACCUCUAUGCGCCAGCUCUAUUGAGUACUUUGAUAAAUGUCCCUGUAUAUCUGUGUCGUUUACCCUCAAGGCAGCUCUAGAAAGUAAAGUUUACUGACCCAGCUUUCAGACACAGGAAAUAAAACAGCGUAGAUGGACGUGCCUGUAAGCGCAACUAUGGUCAAGGCAGGAUCAGACAUUGACGGUCACCCCAGCUACACAGUGGGUCUGAAGCCAGCCACUGGGCUGCAUGAGAAGUCAGACGUUCUGGGGUCCCCUGGAGUCUUAGGUUUCUUGGUUCCUAACCCAGUGUCCCGAGCAUGAGAAAGUACGGCUGUCGUUAACUGCCAGGGACUUGCUGGUCCUACCGUCCCAUCCUGCUCAGUGCCUGUGAGUCCUUGUACAGUCUGUAACCCGUCUUCCCCCUGCAGCCGUCCUGACUUCUGCCAGACUGUGAUGACCCGCAGCAGCGUGCUGGUGGUCCACCCUGUGAGUUACCUUUGUAUAAAACCAGCCUCCAGCCUGCCA
This is a messenger RNA of Myodes glareolus (Bank vole), 2020 nucleotides long. RefSeq names its product rhomboid domain containing 2 (gene Rhbdd2). The record is from RefSeq and is a predicted model, not a curated record. Gene Ontology annotation, molecular function: serine-type endopeptidase activity. Gene Ontology annotation, cellular component: membrane. Lineage: Eukaryota; Metazoa; Chordata; Mammalia; Rodentia; Cricetidae.